Durusdinium trenchii is the source of this 1440-nucleotide messenger RNA. The record is from the annotation of a GenBank genome assembly. NCBI's taxonomy places the organism in Eukaryota, Dinophyceae, Suessiales, Symbiodiniaceae.
AUGGUGGCCCGCACGGGAGCUCUCCUGCUUGUCCUAGUGGCACCCUUUGCCGUCACCUCAUUCCUAUGGCCAGGUCCAAGACGGAGAGCACCAAGGCUGGAACGACUGCAAGGGCCUCCCGUGCCUAAGGAGCCAGCACCCGAUGGCUCCCAGUACACCUGCAAGGAGACUGGCGAGUGUGUGGUGGAAGAGUGCCCACCGAAAGGCUGCCGCACUGCACUGGACGUGCGCAUGGACGACACCUGGUAUGACCUCUCUGGCUGGCGGAAGGCUCAUCCUGCUGGAGAGCACUGGAUCGACUACUACGACGGCCGCGAUGGCACCGAAGUGAUGCACGCGUUCCACAGCAUCAAAGGCCGUGAGAUGAUGAAGCGCAUGCCCAAGUCGAAGAAUCCGAAGGAGCUGGAGGCGAACUGUGCUCCGGUGACCCCGCUGACGCGAAGCUUUCGAAAGCUCAGGACGAAGUUGGAAGAGGAAGGCUGGUGGAAACGAGACCUGGUCCUUGAGGGCCGUCAAUGGUUCAUCUGGGCCUCGGUCACAGCGCUUGGUGUGGUGUGUGCACGCAGUGGUCAUUGGCUCGCCCUGCUUGGUGUUGUCUUGUUGGCCCUCGCCAACACGCAGGCUGGCUGGCUGGCCCACGAUUACAUCCAUGGCGUCGAUUCCUUCGCAGAGAAGAUGCGCUUUAUGGGGCCCCUUUGUGCAGGCAUGUCGCCCCUAUGGUGGUCAGACAAGCACAACAAGCACCAUGCCCUGACCAACGAGAUUGGUGUGGAUGAGGAUAUCGCCACAGAUCCCGUGCUUUUCGUCCGUGCACCGGAUCCAAAGAAUGAUUCAUGGCACCGGCGGAUACAGCACUUGACAGUGCCUCUCUCAUUUUCGAUGCUGUUCGUGAUUUGGCGAAUGGAUUCCAUCAAAGUUCUAUGGAAGGAAUUGAGAAAGAAGAAGCCACGGAAGGGCGCAGUCACUGAAACGGUACUGCUGGCCGCCCACUGGUCUUUGGUCUUUGCAUUGAUUCCUUGGCACAUUAUUCCGGCGUACAUCUUAUUGUCGGGCUUGAUCACUGCCAUCAUCACCACAGCCACUCACCAAUCAGAAGAAAUGUUCGAGGACUUCAACCCGGACUUCGUGGACAACCAGUUCCGUAGCACUCGAGAUGCCACCGUGCGGAACCCCUUCGGCAAGUGGCUCUGGGGAGGCAUGCAAUACCAGUUGGAGCAUCACCUGUUUCCUUCGAUGCCACGGUCCAAAUACCCAGCCUUGCAGCCAAUCCUCAAGAAGUUUGCCGAGGUGAAUAAAGUCCCAGGAGGCCAUCGAAGCAGUGGAGCGAUGGAGUUGGUGGUGGAGAACUGGCAGCUCUACCAACAGGUGGCGCAGGCCGAGCCGCAGCGCGGCGCGCCGCCGAUGAGGGGACGAAAUCAUCACGUCUCUGCACUGCCCUGA